AGAACCGAGCGGGCGGCUCCGCGGAGCAGCCGCCUCCGCCGCCGCCGCCGCCGCCGCCGCCGGGCCCUGCGCGUCCCCUCCCCGGCCCGCCCCCCGGCCCCGGCCCCGGCGCCCGGUCCCCCGCCCUCCUCGCCUCUCGUCCUCUGUCCCUCCCUCCCCCUCGGCUCUCCUUCGAGCUGCAGCCCGACCCGUCCCGCCAGCCGGGCCGGCAGGAGGGCGGCGGCGGCACGACCAUGAGCUUUGAGGGAGACCACGGCGGCAGUCGGUGUCGCGGGGUGGAGAGCGGGGACCCCGAGCCGCCUCCCCCGCCGCCGCCGGGAGAGCCGGCCGAGGUCCCCACGGCAGCGCGCUACCUGCCGCCGCCGCCCGCACCCCCCGAGCGCGCCGCCGGGCCGAGCGAGCCGCCGGGGGAGGCGGCCCCGCGGCGCAGGGGAGCGGACGAGCUGCCGCCGCCGCCGCCCCUGCCGUCCACCGGCCAGGAGGCAUCCGCGGCCGGCGACUCCGGGGAAGGUCCCAGGCGCCUCCCGGACCCCGAGGCGGCGGUGGCGAAGGGCGGCCCUGGGAACUCCGAGGCCAGUGCGGGCGGGGAGGGCGAGCGGCGGGGCGCCAGCGACCAGUCCGAGACGCGCUCGGUGUGCAGCAGCAGCAGCAGCAGCAGCAGCGGCGGCGGCGAUCAGCGCGCUGGGCACCAGCACCAGCACCACCAGCCCAUCUGCAAGAUCUGCUUCCAGGGCGCCGAGCAGGGUGAGCUGUUAAAUCCUUGCCGGUGUGAUGGGUCAGUGCGGUAUACGCAUCAGCUGUGCUUGCUGAAGUGGAUCAGUGAGAGAGGUUCCUGGACCUGUGAACUCUGUUGUUAUAGAUACCAUGUCAUACCCAUUAAAAUGAAACAACCCUGUCAGUGGCAAAGCAUUUCUAUAACACUGGUUGAGAAAGUUCAGAUGAUUGCUGUAAUCCUAGGAUCCUUGUUCUUGGUAGCGAGUGUGACUUGGCUCCUCUGGUCAGCCUUCAGCCCCUAUGCAAUGUGGCAGAGGAAGGACAUCCUUUUUCAGAUCUGCUAUGGAAUGUAUGGUUUUAUGGAUCUAGUGUGCAUAGGACUCAUUGUCCAUGAAGGAGCUGCAGUGUACAGGGUUUUUAAGCGCUGGCAAGCUGUUAAUUUGCUCUGGGAUGUAUUAAGUUAUGACAAAGCCACAGACAUCGAAGAAAGCAGCCGGGGAGAGUCCCAGCCGAGCAGGACUUUGUGGCUGCCGCUGACGGCGCUGCGGAGCAGGAACUUGGUCCACCCCACGCAGCUGAGCUCGCCGAGGUUUCAGUGCGGCUACGUGCUGCUGCACCUGUUCAGUCGGAUGAGGCCCCAGGAGGACCUGGCGGCAGACAACAGCUCCGGGGAGGUUGUGAUGAGAGUGACUUCGGUGUGACAAAAGCAUACACUAGGCAGUGUGGACCCCCGCGCAUAUUUCAGAAUGUAAUUGCAAUGAAGGGAGAAACCCUAGCACUUCCAACAAAGCAACAUCUACGAACUUUUUAAAAUUUAUGCUUUUUAUAUGAACAUUUGAAUUGCAAAUACAUUUUUCUGAAGAAAAAAAAGAGUCCUCUUGUUCUUUGUUUUCCAGUUUGUCACAUCUUUUAUAAGUUGGUACUUGAAAUCAUUAUACAUAUCAUUUAACUAUUCUUGGUUAAAAAAAUGGUGAAAGUUAUCUUUAAGGCCAAAACUCUUUUUUUCUUGCUUGUUUUAAAUAUAUUUUU
Molecule: messenger RNA, 1743 nt
Organism: Nycticebus coucang (slow loris)
Lineage: Eukaryota; Metazoa; Chordata; Mammalia; Primates; Lorisidae
Gene: MARCHF11
Product: membrane associated ring-CH-type finger 11
Exons: 4
Coding region: 234-1415 (393 amino acids)
Biological process (GO): protein ubiquitination
Molecular function (GO): ubiquitin-protein transferase activity; zinc ion binding
Source: RefSeq, a predicted model, not a curated record